CGAUUUUAGGGAUUUUGACCAAAUUGCAUCCUAUCACAAAAAGGAGGGAAAAGAAUUUCAAGGCAAAAAAAGCGAAAACAAACAAGGAAUCGUCAAAUUGUUCGGGUGUAACGUCGGGAUCGGAGAAUGGCGACGGCGACAUACCCGCCUCCGCCACCCUACUAUAGGCUGUACAAGAAGUAUUUGGAGGAUCCCUCCUCAGCUCCGGAGCCUCCCCCUCCAAUUGAAGGCACUUACGUUCUCUUUGGAAACACUUAUACUACUGAUGAUGUGCUUCCAAGUCUAGAGGAGCAAGGCGUCCGUCAACUCUACCCUAAAGGACCAAAUGUUGAUUUUAAGAAGGAACUCCGGUCACUCAACAGAGAACUGCAACUGCACUUAUUGGAGCUUGCUGAUAUUCUCAUAGAGCGCCCAUCGCAGUAUGCUAGGAGAGUCGAGGAGAUCUCUCUUAUUUUCAAAAACUUGCAUCACCUUCUCAAUUCAUUGCGGCCGCAUCAGGCUAGAGCAACCCUGAUACAUAUUUUGGAACUUCAAAUACAACGGCGCAAACAAGCUGUUGAGGACAUUAAAAGGUAUAAUGUUUCCAGUAUUCUAGAGGAUUUCAAUUUUGUUCUUGAGGGAAGCGUAAGGCAUGUUUCCGUUCAACAGUUUCAUAUUGCUACUGCAUUGACCAGUAAUGAACUAACAAGUUAAAAUUUGAAGGAUUGGACUGAUUUGAUGUAUCCUUCAUGUUUAUCGGGUUUCUAUUCCCCUUCUGAGUGUCAUACGGUCAUUUAACUUGACGAUUUGUGGACAGUUGCGAACAUAUGACAAAGAGAUUUGCUAUUUUGCUUGUGCAGGAGAAGAGAAGAAGCGCAAAGACUUUUAAAGGAGGCUUUGGGCACUUUAGAUUCACAGUAGUGACCAAUGGAGAGAAUGACUGUUUGGAGCAUUUGCUGUGAAAAUUGACUUCAUCAUAAUUAUUAUUUUGUUCGGGGUCAAAUUUACACAGUGCAUGGGUACUCAGUGAGGUUUCCAGUCUGGUUCCAUAUAGUAGAGUGUUACGUCUGUGUUGUCUAAGAAGUAGGGAGUCAAGUGUAUUCAGUUUAGUUGGAUUUUUCAAUGUAAAAUACUGUUCCCUCGAGAUGAAGUUCACUCUAAUCGUCCAGCACGACAAAGAUUUUUGUUUGCCGUCAAUUCUUGUUAAUGUAUCUUUGAUCCCCUCACCACAAGGCUUUAAGUUCAUAUAUCUUUAUAUCUUGUGACACUAUUCUUGUCAAACUUUCAUCCUUUCAAUCUCAAACCUGAAGUCUGCAUGCUUUGUUUGAUGCCUUCUCUAUUAUGUCCAUUCAAUCACAGUGUAAACUAAUGAUGCCUACAAGAAAGGGUAGAAGGAUGCUAUAUCACUAGGUUCUUCCAUAGUUACACCCAAGAUCAUCAUUGAUCCGAGGAAGAACAAAUCUAAGUGUUAGAACCUUCGGUUAAGAUAAUCUUUAUUAAUCAGCAAUUUAGUUAGUUGUUUAUACUUUUAAAAGUAAUUUUUAAGAAAGGAUAUAUUUUAGUAUUUUAGCUAUGCUGUAGUAUUUUCUGGAAUAAAAAAAAUAAAUUUGGUGUUAACCCUAUUUGUCUUUGGUUUAGCUAAGUUUUAGGCCUAUACAUAAUGUAGUUCAUACGACGGGACCUGCACUGUAUAAAGUGAAUGGUCUAGGAGAACUGCUGGAAAGAUGGUGGAUUGGUACUGGAUCUGGUUCAGGUGGCUGUGCUUUAUUCAAUUGCAAGCCCCUUCAUGACAUUGACAGGAUGUCCGUGGCUGGAGCUACGGAGUUGGCCAAGAGUGCAUUGUGUAUUGCAGCAUAUCGUGCGCCUGAGAGUGGUAGAUUUGUCAGUGUUUUCCACAUUGGAAGAGACGGGAUAACACAGGUGGCCUCUAGUGAUGAUGUAGUGGAAUGGCAAAAGCGGCGUUACAGUGAAGCUGACAAACUGUGGA
Oldenlandia corymbosa var. corymbosa is the source of this 1966-nucleotide messenger RNA. The record is from the annotation of a GenBank genome assembly. NCBI's taxonomy places the organism in Eukaryota, Viridiplantae, Streptophyta, Magnoliopsida, Gentianales, Rubiaceae.